Molecule: messenger RNA, 2708 nt
Organism: Sitodiplosis mosellana (orange wheat blossom midge)
Lineage: Eukaryota; Metazoa; Arthropoda; Insecta; Diptera; Cecidomyiidae
Gene: NT1
Product: neurotrophin 1
Exons: 6
Coding region: 590-2554 (654 amino acids)
Biological process (GO): central nervous system formation; regulation of Toll signaling pathway; innate immune response
Cellular component (GO): extracellular region
Molecular function (GO): Toll binding; growth factor activity
Source: RefSeq, a predicted model, not a curated record
UCUUAAGUCUUCACCGCGAAGAGAGUGAGAGAUAUUAGUUUUACCAAACGUUUCAGAGGAGAAAGAUGUUCAAGUGAAAACCUGUGCAUAUGUCAGAGAGUAGUAAGAGCAAAAAAAUUUGUUAUUCAUUCGGCUCGUUUCACCAGUGCGCAUCGGAUUUAGUUAGUUUGUGUUUAAAUGAUUAUAUUUUUAUUUUUGUUUUUGUUUUAUUUUUUUGUGUGUUAUUUCCUCAUCUCUGGGCUCUGAAAAGAAAUAAAUAAAUUUUAACUCUCAAGAUCCAAUUUGAUUGCGCCGCGCUGCAGUACAGGAAACGAACGCACGAACGAACCAGAGAGCUGUUGGUAACUUCUUUGGUUGAACCGAAAAGAAAAACCAGAUAUCACACUUAGGUGAGUGUGGAUCGAUGCAAUCGAACUCACGCUAACAAGUUGGUCAAGUUAAGAAACGAAACAAAAAUAAAAAUUGGUGUGCGUUGUGUGUGAGCUACUGUGUUUGCGAGAUUCAAGAUAGAAAGGAGAACUGAGUGCGCGUUAAAUUUAAAAGAAACACAACCAAAAAGCAAAAACAACUAAAAAUAAAGUGGAAUAAAAUGCAAUUCGUAAAAUGUGUAUUGGUUCUGUGCUUUUCAUUCCAACUGAUAAAUAAUGUGUUGAGUGUGUAUCACGAUGAUUCGCCUGAUUAUGGCAUUAACAGCAGCAAUGACAAUGACGAUGAUAAUGAUGACCUACCAAUGGCUCAUCAAUUCCAUGCCAAUCUGGACAUUCGCGGUUUCGAACGAAUGAUGCUCAGAGACAUGGCCGAAGAUGAGCCGGAAUUCUUCAACGAAAAAGAGCAACGUGUACGUGAUGCUCUACUCAGAUCAACGCAAGAUGUACGCAGCCAACGAACAUUAUCUGAAGUGUUGCCGAUUUUAAGGUCUCUGUCGACACAGCAGCGUUUAACAUUGGCUGCACUCAUUUCAACACAAACCAAUCCAAAGUCCGGCAAAUCAUUGGAUUUGAAACAAGUUGAGGAGAUGUUUGGAGAGCGGAGAAAUUCCAUUUUGCCAAUUAUCUAUGAUAUAGCGAAUAUAGUAAAAAGAAAUAUGCCGCGAAAAAUUGGAAAUGAUUUGCCAGCAGGCAUUAAUUAUGAUGAUGAACCAAAUAACAAUGAAGAAGUUCAAUCAAAAACAUCUGUUUUUCAUCGUUCGAAACGAUCGUCGAAAUACGAAGACGACCGACCAUCGUAUCACGAACGAAAAAUGAAUAUGACCAAUUUUCGAGGCACACCAGAAUCAAACGAUCAACAUGCCAUCGAAUCUCAAACACGAAUUCACGUUAGUUUACCCAAUUCAAAUGCCUCGUCGGCCAUGUCAUUGGAGGAUAUUGAGAAUUUGGCGUUCAAAGAUUUAAAUGGAACGAUACCGAUUGGCAGCGGUGACAAUGCCACUAACAUAGAAAGUCUUCCGGAGCCAGAAAUGUUGAUCCGACCAUAUCGGGUGCGUCCGCGUCCAAUUAGCGAACGGUUUGACAAUGUUUAUUUGUACGUCGUUGACUAUCCAAUGCAUCAAAUUAUGGGCAGUAUCCGAAGACAUCGAUUUGCCAUGACUGCUCUUCUGGCCGACAAUCCAGGUGAUUGGCGAAAUCGUAUGCAGGAAUUGGAAAUGAAAAAACGUCGCGAAGAUGAAGAGAAUAACAUACCAUCGAGUGGAAUGUGCCCUAGCAUUGUACGAUACGCUCGCCCACAAAAGGCUCGUUCCGCGUCAGGCGAAUGGAAAUAUAUUGUGAACACAGGCCAACACACACAAACGCUACGCUUAGAAAAGUGCACGCAUCCCGAGAAUUCAUGUACAUAUUUAACCGAUAAUUUUAGUUCACGAUGUGCUCAAAUCUACAAUUACCAUCGGCUACUCAGUUGGGAUAACAAGCGUGGAUUACACAUCGAUAUAUUCAAGGUACCGACAUGCUGUUCAUGCCAAAUUGAUGGAUACAGAGAGAAAUUCCCGCCAAACAGCCCACAUUCGGGUGACGACCAGGAUUUGUUCGAGACACGUUUUUCAGCAUCGGAUGCCCUUUAUUCAUUGGCCAAUAAUGAUUACAAUGAUAACGAAAGCGAUGCCGAAGAGUCACCCAGUGAAUCAAACGGUGCCGUAUUCCGUCCGCUCAUUACGAAAAAACAACGUUUCGAAAAACGGAAGAAAAUCAAGCGACCAUCAUCGCCAGAGACAUUUCUUACGCCACCCAGCCCAAAGUACGAGCCAGAGAUUCAAUUCAAACGCAAACAAUCGUCGAUUCCAAUAGCCGCCAACCGCGCAUCGGAGGUAUCGAGCCCAACACCGGUUCUGAUUGGCGGUGAUGAUACAUCGGAAACGGAACGUCCCAGUAAGAAUGGAUUCACACCGAUCAGUGUGCCCGUGAAAAAUCCGCAAAUACCACGAUUGGCACCAUCCAAAGUGUUGAUCAAACGGGUGAAUUACAACUAUCAUCCAAUCAUUGAUUUCUUUUUCCGCGAUCGUGCGGUUAAGGCAGCCAAAGCCAAGGAGAAUCGGGCUGGCCAUAGCAUUAACGUGUCAUAAUCGGAAUUGAACUACAAACAUGAAAAAAACACCGCACACACAUAACUUUAUCAGCAAAAAUAUCGCAUUUCGAUGAAUUUUUUUGCUCAAAUCACUAAAUAGUCAAAAGAAACACCACAUUUAUUAGUUUGGCAUACUUCAAGUAUGGGAAAGG